CGAGGCCCAGAGGCGAGGCGGAAGCUGGCGGGCCAAGGCGCGGGGUGGAGUCCGCUCUGGGAUGCGCGCACUUGGCGGUUCCUUCUCUGGUGGUACGGAAGGACUGCGUAGGUUGGCUUUUCAGAGCGCAGUUCCCGGUCCACGGACCACAGGGUUUUCUUCCCCCCGGCGCACCGGUCCAGCUUUGGGGCGCUCUGACCCCAGCCGGUUUUGGCGGUGGCGCCUCCGGAACACAAUGCGCAUGCGCACGCCGAGAGGCUGAGGCCCGCGGCGGAAAGAGGGCUCCGCCUGGGGACUGAGAGCGUGGGUCAGUUUGGACUCGAGGCGGGCCUGGCGGCGCUCUAUCCCUCCCCCUGCUGCUGUGGCUCGCUUCUUUAACUCGCGAGCAUCUGGCGCGCUGUUCUGGGUUUCCACGUGGGCCUGCCCACCGCCAUCUUAAAGCUGUGCCAAGGUACAAUCAACAGUGAUUAUCAUACAGCUGGAAAGAAAGGCAGAGAUAAUGCUUUUUAUUUUAGAUUGGGCAAUUAAGCAGAAACUGCAGUUUUAGUAUGAGGAACGGAGGUGGAAGAACAAGCCGAAUCAGAAGACGAAAACUCUUCACAAGUUCUGAAUCAAGAGGAGUGAAUGAGAGCUACAAGCCUGAAUUUAUAGAGCUUAAGAAGUGGCUGAAAGAUAGGAAGUUUGAAGAUACAAACUUAAUACCUGCUCGUUUUCCAGGUACAGGAAGAGGGCUGAUGAGCAAAACAUCCCUACGGGAGGGCCAGAUGAUUAUCUCAUUGCCUGAGAGUUGCCUGCUCACCACGGACACAGUGCUUAGAAGCUACUUAGGGCCGUGUAUUGCUAAGUGGCAGCCUCCUCCAUCUCCUGUGCUGGCUCUUUGCACCUUUUUAGUUUCAGAAAAGCAUGCUGGGGACAGGUCUCCCUGGAAGCCUUACCUGGAGGUUUUGCCCAAGGCCUAUACCUGCCCUGUUUGUUUGGAGCCAGAAGUGGUGAAUCUUCUUCCCAGACCUUUGAAAGCAAAGGCCAGAGAGCAGAGAACCCACGUGCAGGAGUUCAUUUCUUCCUCCAGAGACUUUUUCUCUUCCCUGCAGCCUCUGUUUUCGGAGGCCGUCGAGAGCAUCUUCAGCUACAGUGCCCUCCUGUGGGCUUGGUGCACCGUCAACACCAGGGCUGUGUACAUGAAGCGCGUGCCGAGGCAGUGCUUUUCCGCAGAGCCGGACACCUGCGUGCUCGCCCCGUUCCUCGAUCUGCUGAACCACAGCCCUGACGCCCAGGUAAAAGCAGCAUUUAAUGAGGAAACUCGCUGUUAUGAAAUUAGAACAGCUGUGAGCUGUGGGAACCACCAAGAGGUGCUCAUCUGCUAUGGCCCUCACGAUAACCACCGCCUGCUCCUCGAGUAUGGAUUUGUUUCCGUCUGCAAUCCUCAUGCUUGUGUUUAUGUCUCAAAAGAUAUACUUGUUAAAUAUCUUCCAUCAACAGAUAAACGGAUGAACCAAAAGAUUUCCAUUUUAGAGGAUCACGACUUUAUAGAAAAUUUGACGUUUGGAUGGGAUGGACCGUCUUGGCGGUUACUCACAGCUCUUAAGUUGUUAUGUCUGGAAGCUGAAGAAUUGACAUGCUGGAAAAAAGUACUUAUUGGGGAAAUAAUUUCAGAUACAAAUGAGAAGGCAAGUUUGGACAUAGCCCAGAAAAUAUGCCAUUAUUUCAUCAAGGAGAGUAAGGCUGUGCUUCAAAAGGUUUCUCAUAUGAAAGAUGAAGAAGUGGCUUUGAUAAACCAACUAACUUUGGUAGAAACACUGUGGACAGAAGAGCUGAAGAUUCUCCAGGCCUCUGCUGAGACCCUAACCAGUUUGCAAACAGCUUUUACGUAACUUCACCGAAGCGCAGGUGAUCACCUCCAAUGGAGGUGGAAUUCCUCUGGGGGUGAUCUCCCUGGCACUCAGACGCUCUUGGCUUGAGGCUGGGGUAACACAGGUAAGAUGCUUCCUGCACUUCUUUACAUGGCCAUCCUCGGUUUUUGAGCUCUGCAGGAUUUUUGAUGCUUCUUCAUUGUAUUCCAGAGCUUUCCCUGAGCUGUUUUUGUUGGUUUACAGUUGUUUACUGUUUUUGUGAGUAGAUGAACAUUGGGACCUCCUAGCCCUCCACCUAGCUGAUGUCACCUCCCUCUCACAUGCAGAGCUUUAAAAACUGCAGAGGCCGGAGUCCCAUCCCGAGGGUCUGAUUUAAUUGGUCUGGGGUGUGCCAACAUCCUGGGGGUCCUAAAGCUCCCAGGUGACUUUGCUCUUCACCAGAGUUUCCUUUCUGAGUCUCUGGGCUAUAGGAACAAGCUCCUUUAACUUCUCCCAGCUGGAACAUUCUGGAUUUUCAAGCCUACAGUUACAAUAGUUUUGGGAGGCAGGAGAGAGAAUGCCAGUUGCUGUUCCACUGAACAAGUUUAUGCUGCCUAAAUAAUUUCUAAAAUAGUACCAAUCCCUGCUGAGUACAGAUUAAUCCAAAGCACAAGUGCUUAACCUUCAGUUCAGCCAGGACAGUGAAAUAUGAGUGGCCAGACCACAGCAGGUGCUCAGUACGUUUUAGUUCUUUUCACAAGUCUCCUUUAAAAACUCGCUAUACCUGUGAGUGUCCCAAGUGUUACGGUUGAUGCCUGAAAAAUACGAAAUGGAUCUCUGAAUCUGUGGGACUCUUGCAGUGAGCUUGAGACACUUCCACCUUUGAACACUGGAUGGCGCAAGAAGACCGCUGGGCUGAGGAUGCUGACUGAGGUCCUGGAGGCUGCCGUCAAAAUCAGGCAACAGGGAGUGCCAUUUUUUUUUUUUUUUCAGAUGUUAGGAUCCAGACAAGGCAAACAAGAACUCUAUGUGUUGCUACUGGGAUAAAAUGCAGGCUUCAUAUUCUCUUGUGGGCCGUUGGAUCUCCUGGAGUGAGAAACGCAGACCGAUAGACAAUAGUUCAAGGUGAUGGCUGACAGAGAAGGGAGCUGGCCAGAAUUUUUCACACCAGGUAGCAGGUUUUAAUUAAUUUUUCACACCGGCUAGCAGGUUUUAAUUUCUAUUCUAUUUAAUUUCUAUCACUGGGAGCAGGGAGACAGGUCCUGACUUACAGGCAAAAAGAGCAAGGGUGGCUUUGGAGUUUAAACUGACCACCCACACAAAGAAAGGAGGGCAACUCUUGUGACCCCUCUUCUGCCAGAUGCUUCUAGAAUUAGAAAGUGGUCCAUUUGGUGGAGAGCUGGAAAGGAGCCACUUCUUCCCAACCAACGGGAGGGCUGCCUGUCUGUUGUUAGAGGCGUGCGUUUGAUCUGAGGACAGAGCUUCAAAGUAGAGUGAAAACGAUACCAGGGUGUCCUUGGACUGCUCUGUCUACAGGUGACUGACAGGCUCCAGAUCCCACGUGGCUGGGGCAGUGACGUGACCCAGCACACAUCACCUAGUGACUGCACAGUGGUGGUGGGGGGGUGCUCCUUUGAAACGAUCUCUUUGGUCCGCUGGACUUUCCCAGUGCCUCUGUGAUCUGUCCUUCCAUCAAGAUGAAUUCAACUUGCAGAUCAGGGGAGCUCUGAUCACGGUUUCUCCCUUCUCACUCUCUUCUCCUUCCACCCCUCUUGCUAUUUAUACACAUCCCAGCCUUGUCUCAAGUGGGUGUUUGUUUUCUCUUGGGCAUUUCAUCUAGAGCGUGCUAGCAAGACCUGGAUGAGGCCCUUACUAUGGUAUUGAAGUUUUUCCCCUUAUUUGGAGGAGUAAACUACAGAUGACAGUUUCUCUGAUUGGAGUUGCCUUACUGGUGGUGGCUGGCUGUUUGGGAAACAGAUCCUGCUUCAGAGUAUUCAUGUUGGGAUAAUGAGUUCUUUGUGAUUGUUGUGGUUCAAUAUUCAGGCCAGGGGACCACACCGUAGCCCAGGUUGGGAGCCGUGGCGCACAUGGACACAGCCAUCAGCAGAAAUUGUAUGAAAAAGGAAAUAUUCUGUCUCUGUAUUUACAAGGCAGUGUUUCUGAUACCAGUGGGAGCAAAAUAUUGGCAGUGAGCAACUGUUAGAAUUCAUCAUCUUUCUUUUACAGUUUGCUAGUGGCAGGAGUCUAUGGGGGAGGCCACUGCCACUGAAAAUGUCCCUCAGGAAGCUAACGAAGCACUGGCAGCAUCUCUUAUUGGGGUGGCUUGCCCUAGAACCCUGCUCCUUAAAAGCUGGUCUGGAGACCAGCAGAAUCAACAGUACCAGGAGCUUGUGAGAAAAGCAGAGUCUCAGGCCCUGCCCUGAACCUACCGGGAGCUAGAGAAGCAGUGCCGCAGAAGUGUGACUGGCUCUGGGGUCCAAGCCAUUGUGGUAGAGAAUUCCCAGUCUCCUGGACCAGUCGGUCGGACCAUCAGCAAGCCAUCUGGCGCAGUUGGGGGACGCCCAUUCUUGACAUGAGGGCGCUGUUCGUGGGGCCCUGGGGCUCUGCUGGGAGGAUCCACGUGGCCAGAUCCUUGGCGAUUAUCAUAGUUUUGCCCCUUUGACUUUGGGGGACGGCUGUUCCCAAAUUCCUCGGAAGUGCCAGGGGAGGUGGCCCGACGGAAGCCACCCAGCUCCUUACCCCCACCCCUUGCUGCGGCUGCUGGGCAGUCAGCUGUGGAACCCCAGUCUUCCUAACGUCCAUUUCUGAGGUUCACAUUCACGGGGAAAAAAAUAGAUCCCCGUGCAGCGGUGUGGUUUUGAAUUCCCUGAGCCACUGCAAAUGCAUGGGGGCUGGUGGGCCUCGAGUGGAAGAGUCCAGGGGCUUUCAGACCCGGCCAUGGUGUUAACUUAGGAGUAUAAAGGAGCCUUCAUACACCUACAGCUUCUUUCUGGCCAUUUCCAUGAGCUGCUUUCUGACUCCCUACAGCACUAAGGUUGAGUGUAGGGAUGAGUUUCCUUGGAGCCUUGAAGAACGAGGCAGUGGUGGUGGUGGGGAUGGAUUUGGUCUUCGCUUAUCUGAGGCCACCCAUGGGUUCUGGGACAGAAAGACCGCAGAAGCGGAGGAGAUUUCGGGAGAGGUGGGCCGUGGGAAGGAUCAGACAGCUUCACUCUGAGCGCUGGCUGUUCCUUUUCUUUCUUGUGGCCUGGGUUCCCUGCAGGUUCUGACAUGCUCCAAGCUCAGAUCCCAGCCAGCCGGGGGUGCUGGCAACCCAGGGCAUUCUGGCCAGGUUGAUUUCACGGCGUUGUUCUCACCCAUUAGCUCACAUUAUGCAGAAUGGGGUGGGGGCAGUGCCUGGUGUCCUUUCCUUUGUUUAUAGACAUAUUUUUCUUUGUGAGGGGAAAAAAAGAGCUGACUCCCUUUUAAGGGACACGAAAACUGAGUUUUGUCUUCUCUUCCUAUUACUGUCAAACAAAAGUCACCUUAGAACUCUCGAUCACAUGGGGCCUGUCACUGGCAGGAAGCGAGACCUUCCCCUGUGAAUGUAUAACUUACAGUAAGUUCUCAGCAGACCAAAAAAAAUGCCUUUUAUCAUGCUCUGGUUUUUUUCCUCCCACUGUUUUAUUUCACUUACAACAUCACUCAGGCCCAAAUGGUAUUUGUCAGGAGUAAUUGGCAAAUGCUGGAGGCUGUGUUCAAGGCUGCCUGAGUGGAAAAUCUCAAAGCCGUUGUCCAUGUUGAAAGAAAAUAUUACAUUUGAUCUUUUUUUACGAUUUCUGCAGACAUGAUGCGUGUCUGCAUUCUUUAGCCUUAUAACCCUUUAUAUUUGAGGGACAAAAAAAAUCCCGGCAGGAAGUAGCCCUUCACAGCUAAUUUACAGUAUACCAAGAAGUAACCACAACACAUGAGAAGUCAUUUUAAAAACAUGACCAUGAUUUAUUUUUAUUAGCCAUCUAAUAAACCUGCACCGGUUUGCGGGUUCUUAUACAUUGAAUUAUGACUUCAAGCUUCGCGUUUCAUGUCUCCUUCUACUAGGAUGUUUAUUCUUCUGGAUAAAAAUAUUCCUAAGGUUGGUGGCAGCCAUCCUUGGGAUGCUGGGAUGCCCUCUCACGCGGGCUCCAUUGGAGGCUACGUGCUUCUCUGGUGCAGGACAUCAUGUAACCAGCAAAUGAGAAUCGUCUGAUCAAACUGAGUCCCAGAGAGCAGAAAUGAUGCAUCUGAGGGCCAGGAAGUGAAUGGUGACAGGUCUCCCAACCCAUAAGUCUUCAUACUGUAUCAGACAGUCCCUCUUAGGUACACAGCAGAGUGUAAAUGACAUAGUUUGGAGGCUUUUUAAGGUCACACAAUCCAACAUAAAUUUGCCUUUCUCCAUGUUCCACAUGUGUAUAAGUAUGUACCUGUGAGGAAAUGGCACAGACCAAUGACGAGGACCACAGAGCUUCCCACCUCGAAUCUGUGACACGGGGAUAAUUCUGGAGUCAUAACACACACAUGUUAUAGAACACAUGUUACGGUUGGGAGAGUGUUAGAUUGAAGAACACAUUUUACAGAAAACUCUGGAUCAGGGGUCAGCCAGCCCCUAUUUUUGUAAAUAAAAUUUUUUUUCUAAAUGCAGACUUCUAAAAACUUGUGGUAAAAUAGGUGUAACAUAAUAAAAUUUGCCAUUUAACCAUUUUCAAGUGUAUAAUUCAAUGACAUUGAGUGCAGUGUUGUGCGACCAUCACCAUUAUCUAUUUCCAAACAUUUUCUAUCACCCCAGCAGAAAUUCUGUACCCACUAAACCAUAAGUCCCCAU
Delphinapterus leucas (beluga whale) is the source of this 6663-nucleotide messenger RNA. RefSeq names its product SET domain containing 4 (gene SETD4). The record is from RefSeq and is a predicted model, not a curated record. Gene Ontology annotation, molecular function: protein-lysine N-methyltransferase activity; protein binding. Gene Ontology annotation, biological process: peptidyl-lysine monomethylation; peptidyl-lysine trimethylation. NCBI's taxonomy places the organism in Eukaryota, Metazoa, Chordata, Mammalia, Artiodactyla, Monodontidae.